Molecule: messenger RNA, 1509 nt
Organism: Trichomonas vaginalis G3
Lineage: Eukaryota; Parabasalia; Trichomonadida; Trichomonadidae
Exons: 1
Coding region: 1-1509 (502 amino acids)
Source: RefSeq, a predicted model, not a curated record
AUGGAUUCUGGGAGGAAACUUAGUCUCGAAAAUUUGAGUGCAGUUUCCUCAGCAAGAUCAGUUGCAACGCCAGCUUUUGAUGAAUCCAUGCUCACAGACGUAACAUUUCCGCUUACUAAACCUUUUAUGAAAUUAGAAUUGAAAGAAAAAGAAUCUCUUUUUCUUAAAAUGUACGAAGAAACAAUCUUAUUUAUACGAAACAAGGAGUUAAAAUGCGAUAAUACACCAAUAAUUCAAUCAUAUGAAGAUGAUCAAAUUACACAAAUCGAAGAAACGAGAGAGCAGAACUUAGAAUCAUUUAAAGAAAGCGAAACAAAGCGCCAGCUUACUCAAAGACAAUCAAAGACUCUUUCAACACUUCCAUCUCGAAUUGAUAACGGAUUUACACCAACAUUUGAUCCUCUUCUAAACACUAAUUUCACAUCAAAAUUCACUCAUAUUGAAGAAUUCAAAGCAUGCAUCUCUCAAAUUCUUAUAGAAAAUCGCGCAAAAAAGAGAAUUCAACAAAUCAAUCAAUUUUUACGUGAAACAAAGCCCAAAGCCUCAUCCAGUCUAUCAAAUACCAUAAGACUGAACUCAAAUUUUUCAAAAUCAGAACUUUUAAACGUACAAAUUGAAAUCGCAAACGAUCCAAUUAAAUUCAUUAUAGAUCCUCCUCUUGUCCCUCUAUUAUACCCUGAGAUUAAUAUUGCUCCUCAUUCGCCUGAUCAUGAAUUUCCAUUAUAUGAGCCAACAUUAAUCGAAAGAUUUUCGCUCACUCCGUUCAACAGGACUGAAAUCAAUGCCUUUGUUCCAUUUACUGUUACUCCACCAGAUAUAUUCCCAACCGUUCGUGAAGAACAGCCCAUACAAGAAAGAGUUGUUCCUACAACAGAAGAAAAUAUUUCAAUUAUUGCUGAACCGACAUCAUCUCCAACACAAUCUGCACGUUCAUCAACUAAAGUCAAGCAACAGAGUUCGAUGAAUUUAUCAUUUGUUUCACAAACAUCGAAAAUUGUUCAAUAUCCACGUGAAACAAUUUUAUAUUCGCAUGAACCUCCAUCUGAACUUGUUCCAAGGCCAAUUGAUCUUCCUGAUCUUGAUAUAGAGAUUGGAAGGAGCUCUAUUAUGGCUUUGCAACCUCAAGACUACACUCCAAUGAUGAUGAGUGGAAAAUUCAAGAACGUUGCUCCAUUUAGUUUCGCUGGAAUGAUUGGCGGUAAGCUUAAAACAAUGUCUGGUCCUGUAGAUGUUGAUUUGAGAGAAAUAGAAGAAGAUGAUGAUAUUGAUAACAUCAAUGUUUCUCAGAAUCCAAAGCCAAUUACAGAUUUUCUUACAAAACCAGUUGAAACUAAGAAUAAGAGCCACAUUUUAACUGAAGCAAUCAUUGAUGGACAAGGAAAGUGGAAAGAAAGGCAAAGAGAAAGUGUUAAGAAUCUCACCGAGAGUAUUACAGCUAUGAAUGAUUUGAUACAUGAUAAAACAGUUAAGGUAACAAUGCCUGACCUCCUUAACUUCCUUCAAGAAUAA